Molecule: messenger RNA, 1767 nt
Organism: Exserohilum turcica Et28A
Lineage: Eukaryota; Fungi; Ascomycota; Dothideomycetes; Pleosporales; Pleosporaceae
Exons: 6
Coding region: 1-1767 (588 amino acids)
Source: RefSeq, a predicted model, not a curated record
AUGGUUGAGCGUUUUGCAAAGUACAACCCGAUUGGCGGCGCCAUGUCGACUCCUCUCUCAACAUCUUCAACUGAUUUGACCGACUCUCCCGCCAAACCAAUUAAUCGCCGAAGGCACCAUGGCCGCUUGUUUUGGACCGAGAUCUGUUGGCGCUUGAUGGCGACUCUCAUCUUUAGCAUUGCUAUCACAAUCAUCCUUUACAGCUUCUCGCUAAAGGGCAUCCUUAGUCGUUGGGAGAAACGCUGGUCCAAUGCACUGGCCAUUUUGUUUUCGUCGCUGGUCAGCUUGAGCACGGGUUCGCUUCUGGGCUUGUUGGGCACCAUGCUUCGUUGGCCUUUGCUGGCACGCAAGCUGCACACACCAGUUGAUGUCGAUUUGAUUCUCGGAAUGUACAGUCCAACGGGGGCCCUUAGGCUCAUCUGGGUACAUACUGUUCAUAAGCGGAAGUGGUGUUUUACCACGGUGGUUGUUCUGGUUUACUUGCUCGCCAACAUCAUUGGUCAACUUAGCGUUGCUGCAUUUGGAUUGACCUUUGAUUUGAACCAGCAGCCAGGGAUAGAGUAUCCUGCCAGUAUAACCAAUUGGAACACAACCGACUGGUAUAAUGACACCAUGCUCCAGACCGCGGAUGAUGAAUAUGGGUUUCUUAGUCAAAAUCUCCGCCUUUCGAACGUGCCAGGUGGCGACUUUGAUUCAAAGAACAUAUCGACUUAUAAUGCGACGAACAUCAAUGGACAUGGCUUGAACCGUAUGAUUAAUGGGGAUAGAGUAACUUACUCGUACUACUUGAAAGAGUACCGCGGAGAAGAAGUUAACUCAUCCAAAACCAAUGUACUUCAUAGUUCAUCCAAAUGUAUUGGGGAAACUGUGUCGCGAUCUCCAGACGGUGAGAUGCAGAGAUAUCCCGGUGGGGAUACUACUGAUGAGACAUUCAUAACCGUUCUGAAAAAUAUUUUGAAUAUCUAUCAAGCAUCUCAAGAUGAUAUUAUAUGGACAGCUCCGCUGCAUUAUGGACGAUUGAAUGAAGGAUCAGAAUGUGCAAGAACAUACAUUUACACUGAAUCCUAUGAGGGUGAUGCAGGACGCAAUCGUAAUGUGUCGCUCUUCCAAUGCGAUACAUGUACUAGCCACAACACCAGCAUACCGGGACUCGGGCUACUCGAAUUAUCUCACAGCACCACGCACAACAUUUCAAAUCUUGUCCACCGAAUUAGUUCCUUUGACCGUGUGUGGGGACCAAUGGAGGAGGGCAGUCAUUAUACUGUCAGAGCCUACUCUGGCAUGAACAAGAACGAACACUUUGCAAACUACAUCAACGAGGUGGUUAAAGGUGGAUACGAAGAACUUUAUCCAGAACUUGGUAUUCCAACACAUGCCAAGCUGCAUGCUGCACACCUCGCGGCGCGUCUUCCUCUUCUCGCCGUCAUGGGAGCUGACAUCCAGCUGCCAAGGAUGACCCGAAUCCCAGGUGCAUCUGAGCGGCGAUUUGUAAAUGUCAGACUGAACGUCGACCUCAAGAAACCAAUCGAGGUUCUUGUGGGUAUUCUCGCAGGCCAGAUGCUGGCCAUCGCCGUUGUUGUUUUCUAUUGCAGGAAGGUGUUCAUACGGGACUAUGCAAGCCAUCUUUCUGUUGCCAGGUUGCUGAAAACGACCAUGGAGGGCGUGCAAGGCAUGAGUACACAUACCGGUGAGGAAAUUACCGAAUAUCUGGACAGCAAAGGACGACGGGGCUUUGGAGGUAGAUCUGUGCAACGAUGUCGAGAAUGA